This is a messenger RNA of Arachis duranensis, 1509 nucleotides long. Its product is annotated as putative glucose-6-phosphate 1-epimerase. Gene Ontology annotation, biological process: carbohydrate metabolic process. Gene Ontology annotation, molecular function: carbohydrate binding; isomerase activity. Lineage: Eukaryota; Viridiplantae; Streptophyta; Magnoliopsida; Fabales; Fabaceae. The record is from RefSeq and is a predicted model, not a curated record.
AGUUGAUUUCACCUCAUAUAAUUAUUAUGAGUGGCGAAAAGGAAAAGAGCACUGUUACCAGUGCUCCUCCUUCUCCUUCUCCUUCUUCAGUUGCUCCUUCUGUUGAAUUCUCCAAAGGCAUCAAUGGCCUCCAGAAGGUUAUUCUCCGCGAGUCUCGCGGUUCCUCCGCCGAGGUCUACCUGUAUGGUGGUCAUGUGACCUCUUGGAAGAAUGACCAUGGCGAAGAAUUGCUUUUUCUCAGUAGUAAGGCAAUAUUUAAGCCACCAAAGGCAAUUCGUGGUGGGAUUCCAAUAUGCUUUCCGCAAUUUGCAAGCCAUGGCACCCUUGACCAGCAUGGCUUUGCUAGAAACCGGUUCUGGGCUGUUGAUGAAGACCCCCCUCCUUUUCCAACAAAUACUUUGAACAAAGCCUUUGUUGAUUUGAUUCUUAAGCCCUCUGAAGAAGAUAUGAAGAUUUGGCCUCACAGUUUUGAGUAUCGUCUAAGGAUAGCUCUGGGACCUGGAGGAGACCUUAUGUUGACUUCUCGGAUCAGGAAUACAAACAGUGAUGGGAAGCCAUUUUCGUUCACCUUUGCUUAUCAUACGUAUUUCUCUGUAUCAGACAUAAGCGAGGUUCGGGUAGAGGGAUUAGAGACCCUGGAUUAUCUUGACAACUUGCAGAACAAGGAACGCUUUACUGAGCAGGGAGAUGCUUUAACAUUUGAAUCAGAAGUUGACAAAAUAUAUCUUAGCACUCCUACAAAGAUCGCAAUUAUUGAUCACGAAAAAAAGAGAACAUUUGUUUUGCGCAAAGAUGGCCUUCCUGAUGCUGUGGUGUGGAAUCCUUGGGAUAAGAAAGCAAAGGCUAUGGCUGAUUUUGGUGAUGAUGAGUACAAGCAUAUGCUCUGUGUAGAGGCUGCUGCUGUUGAAAAGGCCGUCACUUUAAAACCUGGAGAAGAAUGGAAAGGGAGACUAGAACUUUCAGCUGUUCCAUCUAGUUAUUGUAGUGGGCAGCUUGAUCCCCAGAGGGUUCUUCAGGGCAGCUGAAUUAUCAAUAUUGUGCUGUGUCCUGUACAGGUAGCUUGUCGCGACAAUUAUGGUUUUGUUGAUGGGAAAGUGUCUCAAGUGAUUUUGCCCCUUGAUGUUCCAUUUAAAUCUUUGUUGAACGGAUGCACUCAUGUUGCAUAGAAUUUUAUUGAACUACUUUUGUUUACCCAUGUAAUGGAUGGCUAUUGUUGUCAUGACAGACUGAACAAAGCAUAUAAGCAGAAGAGUUCACUCCCAUGAAAGAUGGAAAUUGCCGCCUACAAUUCAACAGCUUUUCACGUUGGGUUGAAUGGCCCAGACUCGGGGAUUCUUUCUGAGUCCAUAGUUUUUUGGAUUCUCAAAUACCCCGUAAAUUGUUUAUUCCUAAAUGUUGUAGGCUAAAUGAAUAUGUCAUUGGAGAAUAUUUAUAAUUUUAAAGGAAUGUAUCACAGUUCACACAGGACAUGUUGACUGGUAUAAAUUGUAUUUCUGGGUUAUUUUGCUA